Molecule: messenger RNA, 10765 nt
Organism: Salvelinus namaycush (lake trout)
Lineage: Eukaryota; Metazoa; Chordata; Actinopteri; Salmoniformes; Salmonidae
Product: nuclear receptor corepressor 2-like
Exons: 47
Coding region: 242-7654 (2470 amino acids)
Biological process (GO): negative regulation of transcription by RNA polymerase II
Molecular function (GO): transcription corepressor activity
Source: RefSeq, a predicted model, not a curated record
CGCGACAUUUGCCGCAAGUAGAAAGGAGUGGAGCGAUUGAGAACGAAAACUCUUCUUUCAUGUGGAUUACUUCUGGAAAAAACAAACCCCUACCAAAAGCGGAAACUAGCUAAUACAUUAGGAACAACAUACAAAGACUGGAAUUAUACGGUCGCUGUCUACAGGACCCAACCCAUGAUGUAUAGCGCCUGCUCUACAGCCCCACCCACUUCCUGUCUGUAGAGGAAGCGGCUCCACCACUAUGUCCUCCCACCCCCAGUCUGUGCCUCAGGGCCGGAGGGCUGUGGACACCCGCCACCUGCCAAACCCUGCCAGUCUACCACUGCAGCUGGCACGGGCACACACGGAUGUGGGACUGGUGGACUAUCACCCUCACUCUCGGGACUACAGCUCCCACCUGGCUCAGCCCCACCGCCGCAGACCCUCUCUGCUGUCCGAGUUCCAGCCAGGGAAUGAGAGAGGUCAGGAGCAACACAUCCGCUAUGAGCACAUAUACCUGCCCGAUCCCAACAGCCUAUCGGAGAUGGAAUAUGCUGAGAUGAAGCGUCCUCGGCUGGACAUGGGGCCGGAGUCUCUCAUGAGGCACUCAGCCCACCGCCCACAACUUCCUCUGGGAGGGGCAGAGGACAUGUCAAAGGACCGUGGCAGCUCCAUGGGGAAGCUGGAGCCCAUAUCCCCCGUCAGCCCGGCCCAGAUGGACCCUGAUCUGGACCUGGUGCCCGCCCGCUUCUCCAAGGAGGAGCUCAUCCAGAACAUGGAUCGUGUGGACCGGGAGAUUACAAUGGUGGAGCAACAGAUCUGCAAGCUACGCAAGAAACAGCAACAGCUGGAGGAGGAGGCAGCAAAGCCCCAGGAGCCUGAGCGGUCCAUGAUCUCCCCUCCGCCCAGCGAGGCCAAGCACCGUAGCCUGGUGCAGAUCAUCUACGACGAAAACAGGAAAAAGGCAGAGGAAGCUCACUGGAUUCUGGAAGGACUGGGACCCCGAGUAGAACUGCCUCUGUACAACCAGCCCUCCGAUACCAAGCAGUACCAUGAGAACAUCAAAAUAAACCAGGCGAUGAGGAAGAAGCUCAUUCUUUACUUCAAGAGGAGAAAUCAUGCUCGUAAGCAGUGGGAACAGAAGUUCUGCCAGCGCUAUGACCAGUUGAUGGAGGCCUGGGAGAAGAAGGUGGAGCGCAUUGAGAACAACCCCCGGCGCCGGGCCAAGGAGAGCAAGGUGCGCGAGUACUACGAGAAACAGUUCCCUGAGAUCCGCAAGCAGAGGGAGCUGCAGGAGCGCAUGCAGAGCCGGGUGGGGCAGCGUGGAGGGGGAUUGGCCUCGUCUUCAGCCCGCAGUGAACACGAGGUCUCUGAGAUCAUCGACGGCAUAUCAGAGCAAGAGAACACCGAGAAGCAAAUGCGUCAGCUGGCGGUCAUCCCUCCCAUGCUAUUUGACGCAGAGCAGCAACGUAUCAAGUUCAUCAACAUGAACGGCCUGAUGGACGACCCCAUGAAGGUGUACAAGGACCGGCAGGUCAUGAACAUGUGGAGCGAGCAGGAGAAGGACACCUUCCGUGAGAAGUUCAUCCAGCACCCAAAAAACUUUGGCCUGAUUGCUUCUUUCCUGGAGAGAAAGACAGUGGCAGAGAGUGUCCUCUUCUACUACCUGACCAAAAAGAACGAGAACUACAAGAACAUUGUGCGCAGGAACUAUCGGCGCCGUGGCAGGAGCCAGCAUGGCCAGCAGCAGCAACAACAACUGCAGGUGAACCGCAGCAGCCAGGAGGACAAGGAGGAGAAGGAGAAGGAGAAGGAGAAGGAGAAGGAGAAGGAAAAGGAGAAGGAGAAGGAGAAGGAGAAAGAGAAGGAGGGAGAGAGGGAUGAGGAGAAGACUGAGGGGGAAGACAAGGAGGAUGUAAUGAAGGACGACACCUCCGGCGAGGACGGGGAGGACAAAGAGCCCACGGUGGCUUUCAAGGGUCGACGCACGGCCAACAGCCAGGGUCGCCGCAAGGGGCGCGUCACCCGCUCCAUGACCAGCGAGGUGGAGGAGACCACCACUCCACCGCUCAGCAGCGAACUAGCCAAUCUGGAGAUGAAUGAGAGCUCUCGCUGGACUGAAGAGGAGAUGGAAACCGCCAAAAAAGGUCUUCUCCAGUAUGGUAGGAAUUGGUCGGCCAUCGCCAAGAUGGUUGGCUCCAAAACUGUGUCACAGUGCAAGAACUUCUACUUCAACUACAAGAAAAGGCAGAAACUGGAUGAGAUUCUGCAGCAGCAUAAAAUGAAAUCGGAGAGAGAGCGUAAGGCGCGGCGUAAAGGCAAAGCUCUACAAAGUGAAGAGGCCAGCGCCCCGUCUGCUGCCGAGGAAGAGGAGAUGGAGGGUUCCGGGGCCAGCGGCAACGAAGAGGAAGCUCCCGAGGAUGGAGAAGGUGGGGCUAACAACAGCUCGGACACAGAGAGCCUGCCCUCUCCGCGUUCCUCUGAGGACAGCAAGGCUAAAGAGGAGGGUGGCGGUAGGGCCAAGGCUGGCUCCAAACCUGGGGACAAGGAGGCCUCAGGCUCCCACAUGGUCCAGGGAGGAGAUGAAAAGCCCCCAGGAGAUGGGGACAAGGCCAUCAAGCAGGAGGUGAAGACCGAAGCAGGGGAUUGUAGCAAGGAGCUACCCAGUGAAUCCACAGACGGAGACAGAAAGCCCCCCACUGCAGAGGCAGAGGAGAGCAAGAGCUCCUCCAAGAUCUCCAAGAGGGAUCACGAGCCCAAGACGGGCUCCCAUGCAGACAGUGACUCUAGCGCCACCUGCAGCGCUGACGAGGUGGAGGAGUCGGAGAACACCGAGAAGAACAGGAUGACGUCCCCAAACCGGCCCAGCCUUCUAAACUAUGCUCAUGAUGGGGUCAUCUCCUCCCCCCUGCAGAAGCCCAUGGACCUGAAGCAGCUCAAACAGAGGGCUGCGACCAUCCCCCCUAUUAUGCCCCAGAUCCCGGAGGGUGGCCCGCGGGGUGGGGUUGGUAAGGCCGUGCUGCCCCCCCAUGCCCUGGCUCUCUACCAGCAGCAGAUCACCAUGGCCCACGGAGAGUCCUCCCAGGAGGCCAAGCAGCAGCAGCAUGCAGGUCAGCCCAGCAAACAGCACCCUUACCCAGCGCAGGGAGACAGAGACCCCCACAACAUCAGCAGCCCCCGCGUCCGCCCACGCAGCCCCUCCACCAGCGACAAGGACGAGCUGGAAGGCAACGAGAGGUGGCUGCAGACUCUACUUCACGGAUUACAUAAGUCCCGGGCCUUCUCUCCGCACGGAGACCCUAAGAAGCAGGCGGUGGGGCCAGAGGACCUGAGGGCCACUACCCUGGGCCGGCCUGUCAUGUCCCCCUACCCAAUGUCCCCUCGAGACAUGGCCAAGCUCAGCCACGAUCAACACCUGCUCCAUUAUAACUCCUCUUUCCAGCAGGUUGGACACUCUGGGCCCCCUGGUCUGCAGCAGGAUGGCGUCAGGUUGGCAGCGGUGCGCCCCCUCCACAUGCCAGAGCCACCCCCUCUCAUCUCCUCCAACAAGCCAGGGGGGUCUAUCACACAGGGAACCCCAGUGCAGCUGCAUAGCCCGGCUCACGGGAUGGACCAUGGGAAGAUGCCCCCUGCACAGAUGGGUUUGUCCUGGAUGGAUCAGAGGAAAGUGGGUGAGUCCAAGUGUCUGGAGUGGGUGCAGCAUUCCCAGCCUUGGUUUGCUGGUCCCUACCCCGUGGUGAAGCAGGAGCAGCUGUCCCCGCGGUGCUCGUCCUCCCAGGCAGAGAACCUGUCCACGCAGGGGGUGCCCCACGACGCCAACGCUGGACGUGGGUCCAUGCCAGCGGUGCAGGGGGGCAGCAUCACGAAGGGCAUCCCUGGGACCAGAGUUCACCAGGACUCCCCCAUCUCCUACCGAGGAGGCUCCAUCACCCAGGGCACCCCGGCUGACGUUCUGUACAAGGGGACCAUAACCCGUCUGAUCACGGAAGACAGUCCCAGCAGGGCAGAGAGGGAGCGGGACGAGGCCCUGUCCAAAGGACACGUGGUCUAUGAGGGCAUCAGCGGACACAUCCUCACCUAUGACCGCCUACCCUCUCAGAACCCUAAAGAAGACAGCCGGGGCCAGCCUGGGGAGAUCUUGGGGCUGAAGCGCCCCUAUGAUGUCAUGGAGGGAGGGAUCUCCAGGGGGCUGCCCAUGAGGGACUCUCUGUCUGCAGCCAACUGUGAGGGUCUGAUGGGUAGAGCCAUGCCCCAUGAGAGAGACAGCCCACACCCGACCCACCACAUCCGUGGUUCCAUUUCACAGGGUAUCCCCCGUCACAUGGAACCCCAGGAUGGCUACAUGAGGCGAGAGCCCAAGCAGAUGAAGAGAGAGGGCUCCCCGCCCCGAGGGCCUGGCCAGAUGGCUGACCCCAUGAAGGGACGAGACGGCAUGGUGCCCACCGUGAAGGAGGGGGGCCGAUCCAUCCACCUCAUCCCCAGAGAGGAGCUACGACAGAUGCCCGAUGGCAUGAUGAUGGCCAAGGCUGGCAAAGAUGGCAUCAUAGCACAGGGUGCUCCUAUGAAGCAGGAGCAGGGUGGCUUAAGGAAGGGGCAUGACGUUCGUUCCAUCAUCGCCAGCUCCCCACGCUCCCACUACGGCAUGCCCCCUCACCUGGAGAUGCGGGGGCCUGAGCAGCGGGGCCGCUACGAGGAAGGUCCUAAGGGUCGGCCCAGCGCUGUGGUCAGCACGGCCAGCUCCAUGGCCCGCUCCUCGCCUCUGGCCAUGGGGGGCGAACAGGGUGGCAAGGCCCACCACAGCCCCGUUGGCUACGAGGAACACAAGGGUGGCAUGAGGGCUCCCUACACUGGGCCUUCUCACAGAGGAUCCCCCCUGUCCAGAGAAUCAGGCCAGCGGCAGCAUGAAGGCUCCAAUAAGAAUCAGCCUCAGGAGCGCAAGUCCACACCCACCCCUAGGGAGAUGAGCUCCGGCAAGUCACCGCUGCCGGGCGUUGCCGAGCAGCAGGCCCAACAACAGGCCCAACAACAGGCGUCCCUGGCGUCGUACGAGCGUCUGCUGCAGGGUCUGGGGGCUGACGUGUACCGAGGUCAGAUCCCCCUGGCCUUUGACCCUGCUGCCCUGCGUCAGGGCAUCCCCAUCGACCCAGCAGCCUACUACCUGCCUCGCCAUCUGGCCCCUAACCCUGGCUACCCUCACCCCUACCCCUACCUGAUCCGGGGCUUCCCCGACACGGCGGCCCUGGAGAACCGCCAGACGCUGCUCAACGACUACAUCACCUCCCAGCAGAUGCACCAGUGGCCUGCAGCCGCCGCCAUGGCUGCCCAGCGCUCAGACCUGCUGAGGGGGCUCUCACCACGGGACCAGCCCCUCCAACUGCCCUACUCUGCUGCCCCGCGCGGGAUCAUCGAUCUGUCUCAGGUGCCACACUUACCUGUCCUGGUCCCUCCCACUGCAGGGUCUUCCGGCUCCCCCAUGGACCGCAUCACCUACAUCCCUGGAGCCUUCCCUAGCCAGCCAUACACCUCCUCUCCCAUCUCACCAGUUGGGCCCCAACACAUGAGCAAGCAGCACGGCACACCGUCCUCUGCUGACCGCGAGCGGGAGAGAGACCGGGAGAGAGACCGCGAGAGGGAGAGGGAGAGAGACCGCGAGAGGGACAGGGAACAGGAGAGGGAGAGAGAGAGGGAUCGCGAGAGACAACGGGACAGAGACAGAGAACGGGAGAGAGAGCGGGACAGGGACAGAGAGAAGGGGAUCUCUCACGGCAACGUGGAACAUGCCCCCAUCUGGAGACCAGGCACAGAGCACAGCUCAGGUGGUAGUGUCAGGCCCUCCUCCCACUCUGGCUAUGGCCACCAGCACUCCCCGGUGUCCCCUCGCACCCAGGACAGUGUCCAGCAGAGGCCCAGUGUCCUGCACAACACUGGGGGCAAGAGUCUGCCUGUCAGCGACCACAACAACCCCUCUGUGCUAAGGUCCAUGCCAGGCUCAAAUCGCUACCCAGGCUACGGCUACCAACAAAGCAUGGACUCUAAGGAAAUGGGCCGGGAUGGGGGCAAGAGUAGGGGAGGCCUUCCCAAACACACCCAAGAUCAACAUGGGCCCUCUAUAUCCUCCAGCAAAUCUGACCCCAAGCUGGCCAGCCCUAACCAAGGGGGUUACCCCAGCCCCUACCCCCAGGGCUCUUCAGCCUCUCACCACUCAGGGCGACCCCCUCACCUGCUGCCCCCCCAGUCGGAUAACGCUGCUGGCCGUGGAGAAAGUGGCACACCUAGUAGGGAAAAGACUCAAAACAAACCGAUGUCCGUUCAGGAACAAGAGCUCCGAGCACUCGGUAAGACCACCAUGACUGCGGCCAACUUCAUAAACGCGAUUAUCAUGCGUCAAAUUUCUUGUGAAACGGGGAUGCCAGAGACGGGCUCGCUCGUGGCCAACAGCGCCAGUGAUGUUCAACAGAAGAUGAUGCCCAUGGAGCAGCAUGGUCUGUACCGGCCUCCCUCUGAGGAGAGGCUGUCCCCGGGCCAGCAGCCCCAGUCCCCCCUGGUCAAAGGCAGCCAGAGGGUGGUCACCCUGGCCCAGCACAUCAGUGAGGUGAUCACCAAGGACUACACCCGGCAGACCCAGCAGGCCCAGCAGCAGGUCCCUAUGCAGCAGUCUUACCAUAGCAACUCUGUCCUGGACCUGACCCGGCCCCCCAGCGCCCCCCAGGCCCCACCUGCCUCCCAGGAGCCCAGCCAGGGGCCUCGCUACACUCCAGAGGGAGCCGGAGGGGAUCGUGCCCGAGACAGGUCCCCUCAGCCCAAGGUGUCACCUGUCAAUAUGUCUACAGACGGCAUUGAGCCCGUGUCCCCUGCCGGAGCCAUGUCUGAACCAGAGACACAAGGGGCCUCCUACCCCAACGAGCAGGGCAUGGGCUCUCGCUCCCCUCCCAGCACCUCCCAGCCCCCAGCCUUCUUCAGCAAGCUCACUGAGAGCACCUCGGCCAUCGUCAAGUCCAAGAAACAGGAGAUGAUCAAGAAGAUGACCGUGGUCGGCAGUGACGCCGACUUCAAUCCUGGUCAGCCAGGAACAGAGAUUUUCAACAUGCCUGCUUCUACCACUGCAGGACCUGUGAGUAUCCGCAGCCACCCGGCUCCCGAGGUGUCCGGUAACACCAUAGGGCUGGAGGCCAUUAUCAGAAAGGCCCUGAUGGGAAAGUAUGAUGACCAGGCCGAGGAACGCCCUCCCUCCUCCAAUGCUAUUAACCCCAUGGUUGCCAGUGUGCCUGCCGCUAUGCUCCCCGCUGAUGGACGGACGGAGGACUCCUACUCACUGCAAGGUGGGGGGAAACCAAAGGGCAGCGGGCGUUCUAACGGACGGAAGGCCAAAUCCCCCGGGCCGGGCCUGUCAGGGGGGGAGAGACCCUCCUCUGUGUCCUCUGUCCACUCUGAGGGGGAUGCCAACCGCCGCACGCCCGUCACCAACCGUGUCUGGGAGGACCGGCCCUCCUCCACAGGCUCCACACCCUUCCCGUGUAACCCCCUGACCAUGCGUUUCCCAAGUGGCAUGCCGGUGUCAAACCCCUCCCCCACCCCCUCUGGCCAGUUAGGGGCUCAGGGACAGGGCCGGUCCUGGGAGGAGGAGCCUAAGCCCCUGCUGUGUUCUCAGUAUGAGACCCUGUCUGACAGUGAGUGAGAGACCCUGCCAUGGAACAGAACAGCACACGCCAACUAACCACCUCCACUGCUGUUGCAGGCACACACCUGAGACACACACACACACACACACACACACACACACACACACACACACACACACACACACACACACACACCAUUCCACUCUACAGCUCCAUCUCCACCCAGCAAGGGAGUACGACAGGACCUGACCUCUGGGCCUCCCAUCUCACACAGCUGACUGACGAUCACAAGCACCGAUGGGGGUGUGCUGAAACACUGCUGCUCCGUGUUUCAGUGUAUGCAGUCACUCCAGGACUACUCUAAAGGACAAAUCACUUGUUUUUUUACUUCAUUUUUUCCCCUCUUACUGGCCUUAUUGAUACGAACACAUCAACUCAUGCGCUUGUUUGUAUACUGUUCUAGUGUCUUCUACGGUUUGUGGAAGGGACUUGGUACGGACCCAUAAUCUGAUGCUCAUGUGUUUUAAUUUGGCCUGCGGAGGGAUUCACUUGCCCUGGUCAAGGAUGGAUGUGUCCUCUGCUUGUACAGGAAGCCUGCUCUGUUCGGCCAUGUCAGGGCUCUGAACAGGGAUUCAACCUGGAUCUUCAACUUGGAGAAGCCUGCUGCCCCCUCUGACCAGCAAACCCAACCAGAGUGGACAUGCAUCAGCACAGAAGUGUCUGUCUGUCUGUCUGUCUGUCUGUCUGUCUCUCUCGCUCUGCGCCAGUGACCCCAUGGACAGGGUGUGAACCACACAGAGUUCUGUUUGGAAAGGUCUGCUAGGGAAGUGGUCUUCCUACACUGGGUCAUUUCACUGUGCAGAGGGCAGGCGGACAGGCAUGUAGCCAGGCAUGCCAUCUAUUGUACAGUACUGUGGACACUGAGUUCAGACGGCCUGUGCAUUUCUACUACUGUUAGAAUGCAUCAGAUGAUGGACAGGAGGAGGAAACAACACAGGAAAACAAUGUCUUUAUUUUCUUUUCUCUUUUUUAAAUCCAGUCAGUCCAGUCCUGUGUUUGAAAGUGAGCUGAGACCUUUAGUACUUUUGAUCGUGAAUGUUUUGAUGGUGUCAGUUUAUCUCUUAUUUUCAAUUAUCUAUCUUCGGGGGUUUACAGGGUAUACAUGCUGUCCAUUGCUGAUGUCAUCAUACAUUUGAAAUGUUAUUGGAGGACGGUGGUGGCAUAUGGUCUCCAGACAUCCAAUAGAGAGAGCGGUCUGUGGGUGUGAUGAAUGGCACUAAGAGACAAGUGACACUUUCUCACUGUUUUUAUAUUAACCAUGUCUGUGUUUGUUGAGAAUGUUUUUGGAUGUUAAGCACUUAGUUGUCAAUUUGUUCACAACGGCAUUUUUAGGAAUCUGUUUUGGGCAGGCGAGAAUGGACUCGAGAAGAAGAGUGUAGAAUCCUACUGUGGAGGCGUCCUCCUUUAACAUCUGUUUCAUUUGGUCUUGCCACCAACAUUCUUUAGUGCUCCCAAACUCAAGCGCCAAUCACAGUUCUAGUGAAACAUGACCUAGUCCGCUUUGAGUGGAUGGAGACCAACCUUAAAGCUGCUUUAGGGCAAAAUUCCCAGCAUCAGAGUUGGAAUUUGCUUGCAUUAAAGAGGUGACAAAUAAAAGCCAUCAAUGUUUCUAUGCCCCUUGGUCCAUGGCGGUGCUGGCUGUGGCUGUAGUGUGAGCCCCAGCUGGCCUGCUGGAAGCCCGUCUCUUGGAUGGAACUCCUAAUGUCUCUAGGGGCUGCCUGUUGUGACAGUCUGACCUCUGAUCUUUUACUGUCUAGAGGAAGAGGAGCUCUGCCUUACGCCAGGCCAGAUGCACCUUCUUAUCUAGACCCGAUUUUGUACAGUUAUAAGAUAUUUCUAGUGUUAAGUGCCAUUUAUUUGACAUAAUACAGUACUGAAGUUACCAAGUGACGCACAAUUUUUUUGAUUUUUCUUCCCUAUCAUUUUUCUUCAUGCCAGGGUUAUACGUGUCCAUGCAGGGAAAUGUUGAAACCAAGAGCAGAUGAAACGUCCCUCUUUUGAUUUUUUUCUAAAUCUGUCACAGCCUUAGCUCUUAACUGUCACAUAUUCUGUCAUGAUCCUGAUUCAGAGGAGGUUUAAAGUCCAACAGUUGGUGUUCAUUUACCAUGCGUGAUUUUACAUUUUUACCCAUUUUAAAGGCCAUCUCUUUGUUGUUGAUGUGGUAUAUGACAGUGUUCAUGGCUUGUAUUGAAGCAAGAGAAGCACAGUUAUUCUCAGUGUGACUGUUGUUGAGGGCGACUGCGGUGUGUCAUCCUGCCCGGUCCACUAGUUGAGAGCGGGUUGAGUUAAUCAUGAUGGAGACUUGUUAGUAAUGAACAUGUGUAACAGUUGUUGGACUGCCUGUGCUCUCCCCCUUCAUCUUCACUGUAUUACGUAAAGUUUCUUACCCUGGCUACCUAAACUGGUCAUGUUUUAGAUCUAGUCAGUCAAGGUGGAGCUCAAAUUAUACGUUUUUAACUGGGCCCAAUAAAGCAGAGUUUCAGCCUCUCUACUUGUAUAUCAAUUUACUAUUCAUGAAGUCGUUGGGAGAGCAAAGUGACAGUACAUUUUGACAUGAUAGGAAGACAGAACCAUAUCUACAUGUUAGCUAAAUAAAUAGCAGAGGAAACUAGAGGAAUCAGUUUGAAAUGUACUGAUGUGUAUUUGAAUGAUUUAUGUUUUUCCCCUCUGGUUUCUGUUUGUUCUUCCACUGCUUGCUUUGAUUACUGUCAUGUCACUCUCCGUGCUAGAAGUUAGCGUUUCAUUUGUAAUGAAAAGAAUGAUUCAAGACGAACGAAAAACGAAUUAGUCGAAUGGCCGAUGCGAUCCCUGUAUUGUACAAGGGUGGGCGGGAGAGAUGGCAUUGACAAAUGUUCAACCAUAUUGUGCAUAAUGAUUUCUUUUUUUAUUAUUAUAACCCACUGUAUAAUAGCAAGGAUUGUAUAUAGAACUGAAGAGAUGUAAAUAUUUAUGUGGCUUGCUGCAAGGUUGGUAUUUACAGAAAAAGUAUUCACACUGUUUAAUUCUACAUGCCCACCAGCAAGCUUUGUGGAUAGCAGUGUAACAAUGAAAAUAAAAAAAACACUGCCUUAAUGUUUAAAUAAAAAGCUUAUUGCCAUUGAAACUCA